Apis dorsata (giant honeybee) is the source of this 2789-nucleotide messenger RNA. RefSeq names its product serine/threonine-protein kinase 26 (gene GckIII). The record is from RefSeq and is a predicted model, not a curated record. Gene Ontology annotation, biological process: protein phosphorylation. Bases 151 to 2154 code for a protein of 667 amino acids. Gene Ontology annotation, molecular function: ATP binding; protein kinase activity. The transcript is spliced from 11 exons. Lineage: Eukaryota; Metazoa; Arthropoda; Insecta; Hymenoptera; Apidae.
CGUGCAUACCCGUUAUCAAAUCAUACGAGACACCCCUGUCGUGAAGUGUCGCGAUCUGUCUGGCCCGCCACGGGUUUACGCACCAGUGCGUGAGCGACUGGAUGGAUUCGUCCUGAGAGCCUGUGGUCGAAUUAUGCGACGUGACGACGAAUGAAAUUGCGGAUCGCUGAAAGGACGAUUAAUCGUUUGACGGGGAACCGGUCGAGAAAGGAGGGGAAAAUGUUCGUCGCUAUGGUGUUGCACAAGCACAAUAAGCACAACAAUGGGAACAACUCGAAUCACAACAAUUCGAGCAACAACAAUUCCACCAACCGCACAACCAAUAAUCUCAACAACAACAACCACCACAUCAACAAUAAUGUCACCAAUCUGAAUCAAACGUUCAACGCGAGGGCGAAGGUGGACCCCGAGCUGAUAUUCACGAAACAAGAACGAAUUGGGAAGGGUAGUUUCGGAGAGGUGUUCAAAGGCAUCGACAAUAGGACCCAGCAGGUUGUCGCCAUCAAGAUCAUCGAUCUCGAGGAGGCGGAGGAUGAGAUCGAAGAUAUACAGCAGGAGAUCAUGGUGCUGUCCCAAUGCGACAGCCCAUACGUCACCAAGUAUUACGGGUCCUAUCUCAAGGGAACGAAACUAUGGAUUAUUAUGGAGUACUUGGGUGGCGGCUCGGCCCUGGACUUGAUGAAGGCCGGUAACUUCGAGGAAAUGCAUAUCGCGGUGAUAUUGCGCGAGGUGCUCAAAGGGUUGGAUUAUCUUCACAGCGAACGGAAGCUCCAUCGCGAUAUUAAAGCGGCAAACGUUUUGCUGAGCGAGAUGGGCGACGUCAAGUUGGCCGAUUUUGGCGUUGCCGGACAGUUGACCAAUACGACCAGCAAACGAAACACUUUCGUCGGGACGCCGUUCUGGAUGGCGCCGGAAGUCAUCAAGCAAGCUUCCUACGAUUCCAAGGCUGACAUUUGGUCGCUGGGCAUCACGGCGAUCGAAUUGGCCAAGGGAGAACCGCCGAACAGCGAGCUGCAUCCUAUGAGGGUCCUGUUUCUCAUACCGAAGAACAAUCCGCCCCAAUUAACCGGAAAUUAUACGAAGCAAUUCAAGGAAUUCGUCGAGGCCUGCCUCAACAAGGAUCCUGAAAACAGGCCGACGGCGAAAGAACUAUUGAAGUUCCAGUUCAUCAGGAAGGCGAAGAAAAACUCGUACCUGAUCGACCUCAUAGACAGAUACAAAAAGUGGAAGUCGCAGAGAAGCGAGGAAUCCGAGACGGAGAGCGAAAAUUCGGACUCGGAGGAGUCGAAGCAGGAUAGCGACAUGGACGAUCCAUGGAUAAUGACGGUGAAAGGUCCACACGUGGUUAAAGGUCCCGUGGUUCCUAUGCUACCGUUGGACGAGCAGCCACCCUCGUUGACCCUCACACACACGCCGAAUCACAGAUCGACGAAUCACAAUCAACAAGCGAAGCCACACGCGAACGGUACCUCGAGAUCUCCGCCAAACGAUUCCACGUUGAAUCAUUACAGGAGCGAGUCGAGGGACUCGGUUCGCGAUGGCCAAGCGAAGCAUACGCCGUCCCGACCGCACGAGGCUGCACCACCGCCGCCCGUGGAUACGCGAGAAAAACGAGAGGAACGAGACUACCGGGAUUUCAAUCGGGAUUCCUCGUUGAGGGAAUUGAAGGAGAUGCGCGAGAGCAGGGAGAGCAGGGACAGGGAACGGGACAGAGAAGGGCGGGAAAGGGAAAGAGACAGGGACAGGGAGAGGGAGUUUAGCGCGAAAGAGAAGAGGAACAGUAAACCGGACGUACCUGUCGUACCUAUGGUGGACCAUAGGCCCGGUGAAGACAAACAGAGACCAAGGAGCUCGCAGGAACUGAAGCAUUCUCGAAGCGCGGCUCUUUCCGGUGUUGUUUUACCUCUCCUGUCCGAGCUUCAAAGGAAACAUCAAUAUUCGGCAAGAGACAAUAAUGGUGAAGGCGGAAGCGGCAUUGGCAAGAACGGAGGCGCGAUAGAGGAACUGCGCAGUGCGUUCGAAACAGCGGAACGCACCUCGCCAGGAAUGACCGAGGCCCUUAUCAGGGAACUCCUUAAGUCUUUACUUCCUGCCAAUCACUCGGAGGGCUGUCUGUUUAUGCUGAUGGAAAAAGUUAUCCUGAGGGAUACGUAGGGACGCGAGAGAGCGAGGGUUCGCAAGAGAUUGUGGUCCGAAAACAUCCUGACAUUGUAACGAUUCGUUAUUUCUCGUUUAUCAGAGUAAUUAUUCCGUAUGAUGCCGGUAUUACAUGUUGUUCACGAUUACCGGAUCCGAGCGUAAGAGAUGAGUAUAGAUGAAAAACGUCGCUGCAACAGCCCGGAUAUUUUCUUUCCCUUCGGUCUGCAGAGAUUAGGCUCGACAACAAAGCUCGUCAAAUUGUAACUUUUAUCCGAUUAUCCCGUUUUCCGUGUCCAAUUCAACGCGAAGUGCUCGUUAGAUAGAGAGAUAAAAUAUUAUAGCGACAUAUUUUAUCGCGCGAAAUUCACACAUUUUAAGAGCGAUAAUAUCGAUUUAUUUCCGUUCGAAAACAGAGCAAAAGUUAGAGAUUUAUCUACUACAGUAAAAAAAAGAAAAAAAAAGAAAAAAAAAGAAAAAAGGAACAAAAAGAAAAGAAAAAAAAAAGAGAAAAUUAUACCAUCCAAUUACCCUCGCGCGAGGGUAACAGUUACCGUUAAUUCUUAAAAAAGAUAUUAGUCCCCCGAUCGUUAAAAGUUAGUAUUUGGAAAAAAUUAAGUAAAAAGAAAAAAAAAACAAAAAAACAAAAAAAA